This is a messenger RNA of Nerophis lumbriciformis (worm pipefish), 865 nucleotides long. Its product is annotated as SCAN domain-containing protein 3-like. The record is from RefSeq and is a predicted model, not a curated record. Lineage: Eukaryota; Metazoa; Chordata; Actinopteri; Syngnathiformes; Syngnathidae.
AUGCCGUCCAGAGAUUCCUUGCCACCUGACCAUCAUCUGCGACAAGGCCCAAAGAUGCUCCCUUUCCAGCAGAGUGAGGACAUCGAUAACUUUCUUGUCCGUUUCGAGCGCAUUGCUCGCACCUGGGGCUGGCCUCAGUCUGACUGGGCCUGCCGACUUGUUCCACUCUUGACCGGUAAAGCCCUGGAUGCCUAUUCUGCGAUGGAGGAAGAUGCUUCCAACGUCUACACUGACCUUAAAGAAGCCCUCCUUGCUAAGUUUGAUAUCUCUCCUGAGACUUAUAGGCUCCAGUUCCGGUCAACCUACAUUCCCCCUGGUGAAUCUCCCAAGGAGACUUACAACAGACUCAAAGGUCUCUACAGAAGAUGGAUCAAGCUAGAGCAGCGUUCCAAAGAAGACAUCGCAGAGCUUUUCAUUCUGGAGCAAAUGCUUCGCAUGCUGCUCAACGAAAUGAAGACUUGGGUCAAGGAACACGAGCCAGAAGACGGACUUACUGCUGCUAAACUUGCAGGACAGUACGUGAAUGCUCGUAAAGGACUCCGAAUGCCAAGGCAGCAGAACAAUCGUGUAGCAGCCCAAGGUUCAGCCGACCUGUCACACCAAAGCAGGUGGUUACAGCAUCUCAGGGAACAACAGACUGUUCCCGAGACAGAGUCCAGUGAAGGAUCUCAUCUGCUACCACUGCCAACAGCCAGGGCAUCGAGCCCCAGUCUACCCCUUGAAACAGAAGACCUGGUAUGACCAAAAAGCGCGUCACAGGGUGCUACACCCAGGUCAAAAGGUCAUGCUCUCGCUUCCAACCUCAAGUCAUAAACUGCUGGCCCAAUGGAAAGGUCCUUACUCCGUGGUCAGACAAGCUGGUCCA